AUGUGCGCUCCCGAAGCGAUCCUGUCCUGUUUGAUUGUAGCAGGCAAGAUCGUUAUGUUGAAGUUUUGUGAUGUGGUGACAAUGUUCGAGAACAAAAUGCUCGUUGCCGGCCAAGUGAACAGUGGACAGUUUGACUUUCAGAAGACUAUCGAUGUACCGAUCGCGAAUUUCAGCAGUAUGACACUGUUAACGCCAACAACGCCGGGCAAUUUGAAAGAUCCGGUUUAUUUUGGUGAAAUGUGUCCUGAGGUGAAAAUGUGCUACGGUGAUCAACUGAAGUGUUCGUUUUCCCCCGCUUCAUCCAGCCAAGCAUCGUCGUUUGAUGAAAAUACCGGCGGUUUUAUUAAUGAGUUUCCGGAGUUUAUCAACGGUAUUGGACAGGACAGUUAUCCGAGAUUGAACAAUCAGUCAACCUGUGGUGUGCAGCAGAAAGCGGAAGAUAUUUACUUCAAAUUUGAUCCGGAAGACAUCGAAAAGUUGCAGUCCUCAGUAUGCAUGUCCCCAGCGACCACAAUCGCUACUCCCUUGACCUGUAAUAGUUUGGUUGAUUCCGAGUACUACAACUUUAAUGAUAUCAACUGUCAAUCGAAGAACCAAAGCCCAUGCUCAUCUCCUCCGCUGGAUCCUUGGAUUACGUCCUCGCUGUCUUUGAACUACUCCAAUCUACCGGCACCGAAUUCGUCGCACUCUCCAAAGCAUAGCAACGUAAAUGGUCCAUCCAGUCAAUUCCAGCAGUUACCAUCGAUCAAAGCAGCUUUCGGCAAUUCCAUUCAGUUCGAUGACAGACACAACUCGCAAGCCAACAAUUUGAUUGAUUAUUUCGAUACAAGCUUCCUAGAUCAGUUCAAUCAAAAUGUUGAUAUCGGCAGUAACUCCAGCGCCAGUGCAGCCAACAGCGUUAACGACGCCUAUCAGCACCCGGAAGAAAACUACAACAAUUCAACGGUGGUGGACAAACCGAACCGAGAGUUCAAGAAUAUCUGGUACCCAGACCCGGAGAAGUCGAUUGUCAUAAAACGUGAAGUGCUCGGAGAGGCUCAACACGAAGAGGACACGGUAGAAAACAACGACGAUGACGACAACGGGGACGACGACAACAAUAAUCUCGACGAGGAACCGUUGGAGUGUCUCUGGCUGGACUGCAACCUGAAGUUUCCCAACCAGGGCAGCCUGGUAGCACACAUCGAGAAGAAACAUGUCGAGGUUAAGAAGGGCGAGGAAUUUGCCUGCUACUGGCUGGACUGUCCCAGGCGCUUCCGGCCGUUCAACGCACGCUACAAGCUGCUGAUUCACAUGCGCGUCCACUCCGGCGAGAAGCCGAACAAGUGUCCGUUCUCCGGUUGCGAAAAGGCCUUCUCCCGGUUGGAAAAUCUCAAAAUCCAUCAGCGUUCCCACACCGGCGAACGGCCCUACAACUGUCAGUAUUUCGGCUGCACGAAAGCGUUCAGCAACAGCUCGGACCGGGCGAAACAUCAGCGCACCCAUUACGAUACGAAACCCUACGCCUGUCAGCUGCCGGGCUGCUCGAAGCGCUACACGGACCCAUCUAGUCUCCGGAAGCAUGUUAAGAAUCACGCCUGCCGAACGGAAGGCCAACCCCGGCGCAAGUCUCACAGGGAGUCCACAGUUGGUUCCUCGCCGGUAAAAGUGUCUGGCAGCACUAUCAGUACCCUUCGGCGGCACUCGGAAUCGUCACUCGCUAGUCAGCAUCAGUUGGACCUGCCGGGAACUCCUUCCGCUGCGGACCCUUCGGAGCAUGUGUUCGAGUUCGACGAAGUAUUCGAGGAUACACCUGGUGCAUUGGCGGCACUACCGGAGCCCGAACCCAGUCCAGUAGUGACCAUGACUCCGACCAGUGUGAACUUUGGCGACAUGUCCAACUGUUUUAUGCAGAUGAGUUCUGGCGUUGGAAACGUCAGCUGCCAGGAUGAGUACAUUUCGUACGAAUGUGUGAGAAAUUUUCUCGCCGAUGGAAAUUACCUGGAAACCGGGUGUGCCAUGGAGCAAGGGGCUCCGGGUAGUGAAGCAUCGGGCAAGUCGAUUUCCUCGUUCGAAUAUGAUUUUUUUAACAGCGUUGUUUAACUUAGCACCGUUGCUUGUGGACAUCGAUGAUUCCAAACCAAAGAUAAAUUUUCUUUUAUUAGAGUGUAAGAUCUGCUAGACCAUUGUAGAAUAAUGUUAGUUCCGGUGAGAAUUCCGUACUUAGUUUGGUUCGCUUCAAUAGGAUAGAACUUGUUUUUUUUUCUCCAAUAUCUUCCAAAACUUUAAGUUUACAACCGCUUUACUUAGGGUUACGUUUUUGACCAAAUUGAAACUCAAGCCAAUCCAAAGGACAUUACCAAAAUCGACUAGGUUCGUAAGAGUUGCACUUAGAGAGACUCGUACUAGAGUGUUAGAUAAGGAUAUUCACGUAUACCAAAUUUUACUGUUAUCGACUUGUUAGAACUUUUAUUGAUUGAGCAGAUUACAUGCUGUAAAAUUAAAAAAAAGACAUGCUUCCAUAUACUGUAGAAUUUAGCGAAGUUCAAAAAAGCGAUUGUGAUCACGUGUUGGCAUUUCCUUUUGGACCCUCCCUUGUCCGGCUGGUUAGAUCGGAGUGCAGUGGGCUGUACAUAUUCUUCUCGCAGACAAAAUGAUCUC
Messenger RNA from Wyeomyia smithii (pitcher-plant mosquito), 2640 nucleotides. RefSeq names its product zinc finger protein 652-B. Gene Ontology annotation, molecular function: RNA polymerase II cis-regulatory region sequence-specific DNA binding; DNA-binding transcription factor activity, RNA polymerase II-specific. Bases 1 to 2082 code for a protein of 693 amino acids. The transcript has 4 exons. Gene Ontology annotation, biological process: regulation of transcription by RNA polymerase II. NCBI's taxonomy places the organism in Eukaryota, Metazoa, Arthropoda, Insecta, Diptera, Culicidae. The record is from RefSeq and is a predicted model, not a curated record. Gene Ontology annotation, cellular component: nucleus.